AUGAUCUUUGAACAACGCUAUUUGGCCAAUGGAAAGUCUCUCGCCGAACAACAGGGACGCAAAGUUACAAUUUGCGUGAAAGUAACUGCCGUCGAUCCGAGUGGUUCGAGUCUUUCGUGCAGCACUACCGACGACGAAUUCAUUAACGUGGCUCUGGACGAGCCUCUGAACGGCGUCGUCGAAGGUUGGGUCGAAGUAAUUGGCACCGUGACGUCACACAACAAGAUCCAAUGCGACGAAAUCAUCCAAUUCAAGCACGAUCCGAACGACGAAGCCUUCGACACGAACGCCUACAACAUGGCAGUGCAAUUUUGGUCGCAUUGCCGGGACAUUUACGAAACGGGAGCGAAAUAA
Molecule: messenger RNA, 354 nt
Organism: Culicoides brevitarsis
Lineage: Eukaryota; Metazoa; Arthropoda; Insecta; Diptera; Ceratopogonidae
Gene: RPA3
Exons: 1
Coding region: 1-354 (117 amino acids)
Biological process (GO): double-strand break repair via homologous recombination; DNA replication; nucleotide-excision repair
Cellular component (GO): DNA replication factor A complex; site of double-strand break; nucleus
Molecular function (GO): damaged DNA binding; single-stranded DNA binding
Source: RefSeq, a predicted model, not a curated record